Messenger RNA from Saccoglossus kowalevskii, 3361 nucleotides. RefSeq names its product F-box only protein 11. Gene Ontology annotation, molecular function: protein binding; zinc ion binding. NCBI's taxonomy places the organism in Eukaryota, Metazoa, Hemichordata, Enteropneusta, Harrimaniidae. Gene Ontology annotation, biological process: regulation of apoptotic process; ubiquitin-dependent protein catabolic process. The record is from RefSeq and is a predicted model, not a curated record.
UGAUCACAUUUCAUCUUCGUUGGGUUACUGUAUGGUUUCACGGUCUUCUACAAGGUGAUUAUGUCGUUGCUGCUUUCUGGACAUAUAUAUACUGUCUUGUCCUGUUGAUUCAUCUUACCAACAUGUCAGCCUCAAGUACAGCAUCAUCUAGUAACGGUUUGAGAAGGUCGGGUCGCAAAAACAGAGGAAAAUACAGCGUCUCUUUGUCCGAAGCGCCUUCAACUCCAUCUCUGCCAUCAGCUUCUGCAUCCAGAAACCGGUCCAAUAUUAAACCACAGAAAAUAUAUUGUUUGAGGAGAAAAGCUAGUACUAGUAUUCCAGAAGUAGAAACAUUUCCAUCCAAAAAUAUUUCCACGACGCGGACGAAUAAACGAAGUAAAUUAUCUGUUGGAGGAGGGGGAGAAGAGGUUGCAGUGCGAGAAAAACAACCAGCUGCAAGUCCAGAAGAAAAUUUUCUACAAUAUCAUGUUCCAGAUGAAAUCUUAUUAAAUAUAUUUUCAUACUUAAAAGAGAAAGAUCUAUGUGCAGCGGCAUGUGUCUGCAAAAGGUGGCACACACUCGGCAACGACCUCACCUUGUGGAAAAACAUGUACCAGACAGUGUACGAGAUGUCCUUGCCCGUACUGACCUCUGAACCUGGCAAAUUCAUUUUUGUGCAACCAGAAAAAUCUGAAUUCCAGAAUGUGUGGAAGGAGAGUUUUAAGCAGCUAUACCCCGGUGUUCACGUGAAGCCAGGUCAUGCGCAACAAGUUUAUGAGAACCCAGAUAGUUACAAUGGUCGAAGUAUUCAAUAUUACGAUAAUAUAGAAGAGGCAUUAUCGGCUGUUGAAGGCCAACUAUGCCAAUUGGUUUUGGUGCAUGCUGGUAUAUAUAGUUGUGAGUGGUUGUAUAUAGAUUCACCAGUGUGUAUCAUCGGAGCAGCAUUUGGUAAUAAUCCAGACAGUGUCAUAAUAGAAAACAACAAAGAAUCCACAUUUGUGUUUAUGGAAGGCAGUGAAGAUGCUUACUUAGGAUUCCUUAGUAUUAGGUUCACUCCCGAUCCGAAUACACAACAACCGCAUCAUAAACAUUCAUGCGUUGAGGUCACUGCAAACUGCUGGCCGACCAUUGAUAGCUGUGUAAUCCGAAGCAAGUCGCAAGUCGGUUCUGCUAUUUGUGUGAGUGGGAAAGGUGCAGCACCACAUAUUAAAAAUUGUAUUAUAAACGACUGUGAGAAUGUUGGUCUCUUUGUCAAUGAUCAUGCGCAGGGUACUUACGAAGACUGUGAAAUUAGUGGCAAUGCUUUGGCUGGCAUCUGGGUGAAAAAUUUUGCAAAUCCCGUAAUUCGACGAUGUCAUAUUCACCAUGGUCGAGACGUGGGAGUAUUUACAUUUGACAACGGAAUGGGAUAUUUUGAUUCCUGCGACAUUCAUCAUAACCGGAUUGCCGGAUUUGAAGUGAAAGCUGGUGCUAACCCGACUGUUGUUCGCUGCGAAAUUCAUCAUGGACAAACUGGUGGAAUCUACGUGCACGAAAAUGGACGAGGGGAGUUUCUGGAGAACAAAAUUCACUCAAAUACCUUUGCUGGAGUUUGGGUGACUUAUAAUAGCGACCCGACAAUUAGGGGAAAUGAAAUAUUCAAUGGUCAUCAAGGUGGAGUGUACAUCUUUGGUGAAGGCCGUGGACUUAUCGAAAAUAACGACAUUCAUAGUAAUGCGCUAGCUGGAAUACAAAUUAGAACCAACAGCAACCCAAUAAUUCGGGGUAAUAGGAUACACGAUGGUCAACAUGGCGGUAUUUAUGUGCAUGAAAAGGGCAGGGGUUUAAUUAUAGAGAAUGAAGUCUAUAGUAAUACAUUAGCUGGUGUCUGGGUCACCACCGGAAGCUGUCCGGAACUUAGGAAAAAUAGAAUACACAGUGGGAAACAGGUUGGGGUUUAUUUUUACGAUAAUGGGCAUGGUAUUUUAGAAGAUAACGAUAUCUUCAAUCAUAUGUAUUCUGGAGUUCAAAUCCGAACUGGUAGUAAUCCUGUGAUCAAGAAGAAUAAAAUAUGGGGUGGACAAAAUGGCGGAAUUCUUGUUUAUAAUGGAGGCCUGGGUAUUAUUGAGUGCAAUGAAAUCUUUGACAAUGCAAUGGCUGGCGUGUGGAUCAAGACAGACAGCAACCCACAGCUGCGAUAUAAUAAAAUACACGAUGGAAGAGAUGGGGGUAUUUGUAUUUUCAAUGGAGGUCGAGGUUUAUUAGAAUUCAAUGAAAUCUUUCGCAAUACUCAGGCAGGUGUGCUUAUCAGCUCGCAGAGUCACCCUACCUUAAAGAAAAACCGAAUUUACGACGGUUUAGCAGCAGGGAUAGAAAUCACUAACAAUGCAUCGGCCAGCUUAGAAGGCAACUUAGUAUUCAACAAUAAAUUUGCUGGUAUAUGUCUAGCGACCGGAGUGGAGCCCGAGAUGAAAGAUAAUCGAGUGUACGAUAAUCAAAAUGCCAUCGAGAAAGCAGUUCGGUCAGGCCGAUGUUUGUACAAGAUUUCAAGUUACACCAGUUACCCCAUGCAUGAUUUUUACAGGUGCCGGACAUGUAAUACGACAGACAGGAAUGCAAUCUGCGUGAAUUGCAUCAAGAAAUGUCAUGCUGGACAUGACGUAGAAUUUAUUACUCACGAUAGAUUUUUCUGUGACUGUGGUGCUGGUACUUUAUCUCAUCAGUGUCAAUUGGCGGGGGAACCGACAAAGGACACAGACACUAUUUAUGAUUCGGCAGCUCCGACCGAAUCGCAUACACUCAUGGUUAAUUGAACACCUCCAUAAUCUUAACUUUUUAGUCUCACAAUCAUGGAACCAUGGAAAUCUUAACUCAACAGGACUCAUUGGUCUACCUGAAUCAGAUGAGAACGAUUUCAAGUUGUUCACUGCCACAAUGAAUCAAUGACAGGGUUUCUAACUUUUGCACCAAUCAAACAAUAUUUGCUCAUUAAGAGAAUUGCAUUUGAAUGAAAUGUUUACCUAACAUCCAUUGCUAUGGAAACCUGAUAGUACCAGGAAAGAAAACCUAAAUAGACUGUAAAUAUGUUUGUUUUUUUUGUGUACACAUUUGGUUUUCUUUCUGAGUCUGCUAUAAUUCCUACUAUUCAUUCAUUGCACAUUGUUUGGCAAUUCAUAAAACGAAAACUCUCUCCCGUGUAUCUCUGGGCAUUAUGUUCAAAGCAACACUUGGGCCGAGCUACAUAAAAUUUCGUAUCAGCAUUGAUGAUAGAUGGGUCACAAACCUCAAACUAUAUUAAAUAAAAUAAUAUUGUAAAUCAAUUUAAUUUUCUUGACAGUUUUUAUAGAAUGCAAAAUAUUCUUUCAUUUUUUUUCUUCAAUCAUAGAAUAGCCCUUGGGCACAG